This is a messenger RNA of Cryphonectria parasitica EP155, 2280 nucleotides long. RefSeq lists its product as uncharacterized. The transcript has a single exon. The record is from RefSeq and is a predicted model, not a curated record. Lineage: Eukaryota; Fungi; Ascomycota; Sordariomycetes; Diaporthales; Cryphonectriaceae. Gene Ontology annotation, biological process: actin filament organization; cell motility. The coding region runs from base 1 to 2280 and encodes 759 amino acids. Gene Ontology annotation, cellular component: plasma membrane.
AUGGACCAGGCCGAUGUUCCCGCGCUCUUGUCGCGCCUGGCCAGCGACGAGGAUGCCGCCCGCAAGAUGGCUGUAUUCAAGCUGCAGUCCUCGAUCAACGACCCUGCCUUUGCCGACGUCUUCAUCUCGUCGGGAGGGCUUGUCAUCUUGCGGCGGCUGAUCAUGAACACGGGCGGCAACACGCUUGCCUACUCGCUGCAGUCGCUGACCAGGCUGCUGGAGGUGGACAUGGGCUGGGACAUCUUUGAGGGCCACAUGGCCACCGAUCUCGUCGAGCGCCUCGUCGAGUUGGUCGUCACGAAUCCGCUCGUCAACAUCCUGCGGGGUGCCAUGUCCAUCCUGGUCGCUCUGGUAUCUCACUCGCAGUCUGCCCCCAGCGGCAGCAGCGGCGGCGGGAACAACCAUAUCGCGGCCGCCGUCAGGACCCCUGGCAUGUUUGGCUUCCGUGCCCUCAAGCCUGCCGUGGCCGUGUACCCGCAAUUCUUUGAGCACGUCAUCUCCCAGCUCCAGUCCGCCGACCACGCCCUGUGCGCCGCCGCGCUGAUGCUCAUCAACGCCCUGGUACGGGAUGCCAUCUCCAAGGAGGACAGGGGCGUCAGCGGGGUUAGUGGCGCCAGGCCCGCGGGCGAGGAGUGGUCCAAGUUCAUCAAGAGGCUACAAGACCUGGGGUUAAUCAAGGCCGUCUAUAAUCUAAUGCAGAGCUCGGCCAUGCAGGACCUGGCCCAGCCGCUGCUCGACUUCCAGAACCUCACCAAGGUCUUGCUGCGGAGGUGGAAGGAGGUCAAGGUCGACCUCGAGCGCCCGGAGCACAGGAGGGCGCUGAAGGGUCUGCACCUGUCCAGUGCUCCCGACAGGUCCUUUGCCAACGGGACCACCGCGACAACAAACCCGGCGGCAGCGACGACCGGCGAGACGUCCGGCAGGAAACACAACCCAGAGAAGUGGCGGAGGCUGGGGUUCCAGACGGAGAGCCCCGCGUCCGAAUUUCACACGGCUGGCUUCUUGGGUAUGAUGGACCUUACCGACUACGUGCGCAAGAACGAGGAUGGCUUCCAGAAGAUGCUCCUGGAGCAGUCCACGAGGCCGCUCCACGAGAGGUGUCCUAUCGCCCGGUCCAGCUUGGCCGUGUCCCUGAUGCUCUAUGAGCACUUCGAGGUGGACAAGGCCGACCUGGAGGACAUCAAGGGUUACCAGGCCAUGGACAACAGCAAGGGCAACGACAGGAUGUUCAGGCCCCUCCUGCUGCAGUGGUCUCGGCUGCACACCGCAGGGCUCCACGCCUUUUUUCGCAUGUGGAAGGCCACAGGUGCGGAGCGGGAUGACUUUGAGAAGGUGGCCGAGCUGGUACGGAUCCUCAUCGAGCGGGUCAUCGGCCAGGCCACCAGGAUGAGGGACGUCUCGGAGGUCGAGGAGGAGCUACAGGACUACGAGUGCAGCCGGCUCCGCGAGGUGCAGAUGGAGCUGCUCGACCUGUCCUUUGACGACCAAUGGGGCGCACACCUGUACCAGGUGCGGGAGGAGCUGAAGCAUGAGGCUUUGACCUUUGUCAAGGAACAGCGCAUCCGCUGCCUCCUGCAGGGCUCCUGGUUCUACAAGCCAGUGCCGGCCCGAGACCAGCAGCCAGCAGAACACCAGCGCGAGGGCAGUGUAGACGCCAGAAGGCGGCUCUACCAGCCCAAGCCGUGGAGAUUCGCCCGGCUCUCCCACAACAGGCGCUACCUGCACUACGCAGACUUUGCCGAGAGGGCACCGCCGGACCCCAUACUCGACCACCUGGGUGACAAGAUCGACCUCGGCACCAUCAGCUCGGUCGUGUCCAAUGUCUCGGCGCCGGGCGAAGAUGCCCAGAGCGUGUCCAGCGGGUCCACGCUCAAGAACAACAACCAUCAGCAGCUGCCGCCGCCGGGCACGCCCAAAGCUCCAGGUUUACUAACGAGCGGUGCUGCCCCGCCCAAGACAACGACCAAGAUCACCAUCUACAGCUACGUGAACCCCGAGGAGGCGGCUCGGGGCAGCGACACCAAGGAGCAGGCCGUGCUGACGCUGCACCCCAUGACGAACUCGCUGGCGUCGGAGUGGCUGGACGGCCUGCUGAUGCUGUUGAACCAGGCGCCCAUCACGGCCGAGACGAACAAGCUAGUGACACUGGUCAGCGACUACGGGCUGAAGAUCAGGCUGCUUAACGUUCGGGUGGAUGCGGUGUACAGUGGACCACAGCCUGGUGCAGGUGCUGUGCCCAGUCGGGAGGGGUUGGAUGAUGAUUAUUUCUACGAAGUCUGA